This is a messenger RNA of Rhinichthys klamathensis goyatoka, 3985 nucleotides long. It is a transcript of the gene ptpn22, whose product is annotated as protein tyrosine phosphatase non-receptor type 22. The record is from RefSeq and is a predicted model, not a curated record. Gene Ontology annotation, biological process: peptidyl-tyrosine dephosphorylation. Gene Ontology annotation, molecular function: non-membrane spanning protein tyrosine phosphatase activity. The coding region runs from base 395 to 3382 and encodes 995 amino acids. Gene Ontology annotation, cellular component: cytoplasm; nucleus. The transcript is spliced from 29 exons. NCBI's taxonomy places the organism in Eukaryota, Metazoa, Chordata, Actinopteri, Cypriniformes, Leuciscidae.
UUCUUUUCACAUACAAGCGCACACCCACCCACAAAAGCUUCCUGUGUGGGGGGUAUUGGCUCUAAAACCUUGUGCUACAAAGUGUUGGGCAGAAAGACAGAGAAGGCCGCAGACAGAGAAUAAACGCUAGGUAUGCAACAAAAAGAGUGAGAGAAUCUGAAGGAAGAAAUGAAGGGCGGAGAGGGUCACAGUGAUACUUCGAGUUGACCACAGAACUAGUGAACAGUUGCUGCCACUGCUUCCGUGACGACACAUCGCACAGUUCCUCAACUCAACUGUAGACCUACAAGAAACGCACGUAGAGAGAAAGCCAAAGAUGGACACCUUUCAGAAGCCCACCGAUCUCCCCUCUCUCUGACAUGACGGAGGAAGCUGCUGUGACACACAUCAUGCCAUGGACGCCCAAGCCUGCAUUCUGAGGGACCUACUGGCCCAAAUCGGCAGCAAGGAAGCAGAACAAGAAGGGGCAGAGAACGGCUUCGCCGGAGAGUUUUUGAAACUGAAGAGGCAGUCUACAAAAUAUCGAGCAGAGAAGACAUACCCCUCCACAGCUGCGGACAAACAAGAUAACGUGAAGAAGAACAGAUACAAGGACAUUGUUCCCUUUGAUCACAGCAGAGUAAAGCUCUCCCUCAUUAAAUCCAAACAUGACACGGACUACAUUAAUGCUAGUUUCAUUAAGGGGGUGUUGGGCUCUAGGGCUUAUAUUGCCACACAAGGCCCGCUGCCAAACACUGUGCUGGACUUCUGGAGGAUGCUGUGGGAAUACAAUGUGCAGGUUAUUGUGAUGGCUUGCCGAGAGUUUGAAAUGGGAAGGAAAAAAUGUGAGCGUUACUGGCCGGAGUCAAAGGAGGAUGUGUUUGUGUGUGAGCCCUUCACCAUACACUAUGAGUCUGAUGAGAAUAAGGGAGAAUAUUUGAUAAGGACGCUGAAGGUGACGUGUAAACAAGUGUCCCGGACACUGAAACAGCUGCACUAUGUGAACUGGCCGGAUCACGGAGUACCUGACUCCAUUCCUGCCAUCCUGGAGCUGCUGCAGGACAUGCGCAUUUACCAGGAUCAUGAUGAGCUUCCCAUCUGCAUUCACUGCAGUGCAGGCUGUGGGAGAACGGGUGUAUUGUGUGCCAUCGACUAUACCUGGAAUCUACUGAAGAGACAGAUGAUACCAGAGAAUUUCAGCAUCUUUGAACUGGUAAAGGACAUGCGUACACAGAGGCCCUCUGUGGUUCAGACUAAGGAACAAUAUGAACUAGUAUACAGGACCAUCAAGUUGCUGUUUGAGAGAUAUCUAGCAGCAAUGGAAGAACCAAACAGAGAGGUCCCAGCUUCCACCUUACCUGUCACCAUAAGCAGUGGGAGUGAGCUCUCAGAUUUCAGCGACUCCGAAUCAGAGACUGAGACAGACUUCAGAGCGCUGCGUCAAACUGAGCACAGGAGAAAUGAGAUGGAAAUCCUAAUGGAUGAACACAAUCACAUUACACAGAAAAUCCCUUCUUGGCCACAACCACAUUUACAUCCUUUCAGUCAAGAGGUCAUCUCCACCAAAGUCAGUCCUGCAGACAUGCUCAGUACAAUGAGUGAGGCCCAGAUUAAAUAUCAGAGGUCAAUCGUAGCACCAACUCCUCAAAGAGAUGUUACAACCUGUGGAUAUCAAAAAACUGAGCCAUCCACCAGCCUCAACACUGAUCUUACCCAGGCUGCAUGUUAUCAUCCCAUCAGCCUAGUACAGGAGCUGAGGCCAAAUAUGAAGCAUCUGGAGCGGGAAGAAAACCAAGAUGUUAGUCCCGUUGGCAAAGACCACAAGCCUAUUAUCUCCAGCACCCUCUGCUUUACUGUGGAAGAUCCUUAUUUUGGUCCUGAGUCUCCACCAGCUGGUGAAAAUCCCAGUGUUAUGGACUCUAUGGUUCAUGAAAUCUGGAUGGAGAACCCUUGUCCCACAAUACCUAGUUUAGUGCUUAAUAACCCUUGUCUUACAAUACCUAGUUUAGUGCUUAAUAACCCUUGUCUUACAAUACCUAGUUUAGUGCUUAAUAACCAGGUGUUGGAACUGCCAAUACAUAACUGCAAUGAUAAAGGUGCAAAUACACCUUCAUCUGAUGAAGACACCCCUCCUCCUUUGCCAGAGAGAACCCCGGAGUCUUUUAUACUGGCAGACGAAAUGAACGGACCUCUAAGCAAACCAUUUAUUUUGGCUACAGACUUGACAACUUCCUUUUUAUCUGCAGCAUCAUCUAUUCCACUCAGUCCUAUUGCGAUCACAAGUCACAGUCCUCCUCCCCUACUGUACAAACAUCCACAGGAUAUCAGUGAAACCAGUGAGCUGUUGACAUUGGUGAUCCCAACCAGCUCAGGCUCUGAGAGUGUCAACAAAGACAGCCCACCCUCACCAGUACCCCCACUGCCUGAGAGAACUCCAGAGUCUUUCGAAAUGGCCAUGGAUAAAGAUUUGGUACAAAAUGUGACACGGGAAAUGCCACAGGAUGUUGUAAUGAGAGUUGGGAAAUCUUUAGAAUGGUCUGGGCAAACAUCUGAAGCUCAGACAGACAUGAAACGAUCCUGGUCAAGGAGCAAGAGCCUAAAACUUAGAAUGUCACUUCCUGCAUCAUCUGUUCCACUCAGUCCUAUUGCGAUCACAAGUCACAGUCCUCCUCCCCUACUGUACAAACAUCCACAGGAAUCUCUACUACACACCCUAACACCACAUGAGCAGACAUCUGAGACGUUCAGACCAGUUCCAGGGACAGAAACUGUCACUCCACCACUUCCUGAAAGAACUCCAGAAUCUUUCAUCUUUCACACGGAGAAAGUGUCUGACAACAACGCCCUCUGUCUGCCAGCUGAGCCCGAGCAGCAGAGACUGAGAGUGGGCACAUCAUCUGAAUGGUCAGGCAGCUCCCAACCCAGAUCCUUCCUGGAAAGUUCUUGGAGCCGAAGCAAGAGCGUAAGAGCAAAAAGUUCAAAACAAGCUGUGUUUAAUUUUACAGAGCCUCUAUCUGUGGCUCCGCUGACUCCUCCAGUCUCUGUAACCAUGGCAACUGGAGGCAAAGCUUGCCCUGUGGCCAAUACAGUAGAGCACCAGACGGCACCCAGCAGUCAGCCAGCAGCAACGGGACCAACAGACAACCGGACAAACCGAGGGGGCGAGAAAACUUCACUGGUCAGCAAGGCCAGGACCAAGAGUAUUAAGUUUUUGAAAGGAAGACAGAGGCCAAAAACAGCUCCGCCUCCGAUCCCGCCCCCAGCUCCACCUUCAGCCCCUCCCCCAGCCCCGCCUCAGUCUGCUCCACCACCCUAUGGUGCUGCUGUUGGAUUCUUAUUUUCUUUCGGAUCUCGUUUUGGAAAGCCAAAAGGCCCACGAAGUAAACCAGAAACAUGGGUCUAGUUCAUGUCGAUGGUGAAAGGAAAGGAGAACAGCCUCGCAAGACAGUGCAACAGGGGACGAGCAAAGAUUUCUUUCAGCCACAGAGACUGUGGUUUUUGAGUGAUAACAGACCAACCACUGACCUCACACAACAGAUGGACAUACAGAUUCUGUAUAGAGGUGUAAUGCAAGAGAAUGCCCUGUUUGAACAUUGAACCGUUGCAACGAACUUCCAACUAAAAUGUAUAUAAAAUGAUUAUAAUUGUGCAACUUAAGACAAGAUAUUAAGAGAAGAAUGUACUGAAAUGUAGACACUUCCAUAAUCACAUAGGUAACCUUUUUAAUGUAUUUUAUAAUACAUACAGCUGCAGGUAUGGCCAAACAAGCCUUUCUACAUUAGGCUACUAAUGAUUGUGAAUAACUGUAAUCAAGUUUAUGGUUUGUGACAGUGUUUAACUGUGUCUGGUCAUUUGCCUUUAAGAAAUGCUUCAUCUUGGUACACUCAUAAAAUGGUUUAUUUAAAAAAAUACAGAAAAAGUCUAUGCAUUCCAUUGCAUUUUUACACAAUUGAAAAGAUCCACAUGACAGUUCUAUUAAAUGUAACUUAGCAUUUACAAAACAUUA